This is a messenger RNA of Nannospalax galili (Upper Galilee mountains blind mole rat), 4641 nucleotides long. RefSeq names its product RAD50 double strand break repair protein (gene Rad50). Gene Ontology annotation, cellular component: condensed nuclear chromosome; Mre11 complex; nucleus. The coding region runs from base 37 to 3975 and encodes 1312 amino acids. NCBI's taxonomy places the organism in Eukaryota, Metazoa, Chordata, Mammalia, Rodentia, Spalacidae. The transcript is spliced from 25 exons. Gene Ontology annotation, biological process: double-strand break repair; telomere maintenance via telomerase; telomere maintenance via recombination. Gene Ontology annotation, molecular function: double-stranded telomeric DNA binding; ATP hydrolysis activity; single-stranded telomeric DNA binding. The record is from RefSeq and is a predicted model, not a curated record.
GUCCCCGGGUCCUGAGCUCUGAGACGAGUUGCAAACAUGUCCCGGAUCGAAAAGAUGAGCAUCUUGGGCGUGCGCAGCUUUGGGAUAGAGGAUAAGGACAAGCAGAUUAUCACCUUCUUCAGUCCCCUCACAAUUCUGGUUGGACCCAAUGGGGCAGGGAAGACGACCAUCAUUGAGUGUCUGAAGUACAUCUGUACUGGUGAUUUCCCUCCUGGAACCAAAGGAAAUACAUUUGUCCACGAUCCCAAGGUUGCUCAGGAAACAGAUGUGAGAGCCCAGAUUCGCCUGCAAUUUCGUGAUGUCAAUGGAGAAUUUGUGGCUGUGCAGAGAUCAAUGGUGUGCAGUCAGAAAAGCAAGAAAACAGAGUUUAAAACCCUGGAAGGCGUCAUUACCAGAACGAAGCAUGGUGAAAAGGUCAGCCUCAGCUCUAAAUGUGCAGAAAUCGACCGAGAAAUGAUAAGUUGUCUUGGGGUUUCGAAGUCUGUGCUAAAUAAUGUCAUAUUCUGUCACCAAGAAGAUUCUAAUUGGCCUCUAAGUGAAGGCAAAGCCCUGAAGCAGAAGUUUGAUGAGAUCUUCUCAGCAACAAGGUACAUUAAAGCCUUAGAUACACUUCGUCAGGUACGUCAGACACAAGGCCAGAAAGUGAAAGAAUGCCAAACAGAAUUGAAAUAUCUGAAGCAAAAUAAGGAAAAAGCUUGUGAGAUUCGUGAUCAGAUUACCAAUAAGGAAGCACAGUUAAUGUCUUCAAAGGAGAUCGUCAAGUCUUACGAGAACGAUCUAGAGCCAUUGAAGAAUCGCCUAAAAGAAAUUGAACACAAUCUGUCUAAAAUAAUGAGACUCGACAAUGAAAUCAAAGCCUUGGAUAGCCGGAAGAAGCAAAUGGAGAAAGAUAACAGCGAGCUCGAGCAGAAGGUGGAAAAGGUUUUUCAAGGGACAGAUGAGCAACUGAAUGAUUUGUAUCACAACCACCAGCGGACAGUAAGAGAGAAAGAAAGGCGAUUGGUAGACUGUCAGCGAGAACUAGAAAAGUUGAAUAAGGAGUCUCGGCUUCUCAAUCAGGAGAAGUCAGAGCUGCUUGUUGAACAAGGUCGCCUACAGCUGCAGGCAGAUGGCCAUCAGGAACAUGUCCGGGCCAGAGAUUCGCUCAUUCAGUCCUUGGCAGCACAGCUGGAAUUGGAUGGCUUCGAGCGUGGACCAUUCAGUGAAAGACAGAUUAAAAACUUUCACAGACUUGUGAGGGAGAGACAAGAGAGAGAAACGGAAAGUGCCAACAAGCUGCUGAUUGACUUCACAGAAAAAGAAACCUUGAAGCAAAGACAAAUAGAUGAGAUAAGGGAUAAGAAGACAGGACUGGGAAGAAUAAUUGAGCUGAAAACAGAAAUCCUAAGGAGGAAGCAGACUGAGCUGAAGAAUGUGAAGUUGGAAUUGCAGCAGCUGGAAGGUUCGUCAGACAGAAUCCUCGAGCUGGACCAGGAGCUCACAAAAGCUGAACGUGAGCUAAGCAAGGCUGAGAAAAACAGCAAUGUAGAAACUCUAAAAGCAGAAGUAAUGAGCCUCCAAAAUGAGAAGACCGACCUAGACAGGACCUUACGGAAGCUGGACCAGGAGAUGGAGCAGUUAAACCAUCACACAACAACCCGCACGCAGAUGGAGAUGCUAACCAAAGACAAAGCUGACAAAGAUGAACAAAUCAGAAAAAUAAAGUCUAGGCACAGUGAGGAACUAACCUCAUUGUUGGGGUAUUUUCCUAACAAAAACCAGCUUGAAGACUGGCUUCACUCUAAAGCAAAAGAAAUUAAUCAGACCAGGGACAAGCUUGCCAAAUUGAACAAAGAACUAGCUUCUGCAGAGCAAAAUAAAAAUCAUAUAAAUAAUGAGCUAAAGAAAAAGGAAGAACAGUUGUCCAGUUAUGAAGAAAAGCUAUUUGAUGUUUGUGGUAGCCAGGACUUUGAAAGUGAUUUAGAUAGACUUAAAGAAGAAAUUGAAAAAUCCUCAAAACAGCGCGCCAUGCUGGCUGGAGCCACAGCGGUUUAUUCCCAGUUCAUUACUCAGCUAACAGAUGAAAACCAGUCCUGCUGCCCAGUCUGUCAGAGAGUUUUCCAGACAGAGGCUGAAUUACAGGAAGUCAUCAGUGACUUGCAGUCCAAGCUGCGGCUUGCUCCAGAUAAACUCAAGUCAACAGAAUCAGAACUAAAGAAGAAAGAAAAGCGCCGUGACGAGAUGCUGGGGCUUGUGCCCUUGAGGCAAAGCAUAAUUGAUUUGAAGGAAAAGGAGAUACCAGAGUUAAGAAACAAACUGCAGAGCGUCAAUAGAGACAUCCAGCGCCUGAAGAAUGACAUAGAAGAACAGGAAACACUCUUGGGUACAAUAAUGCCUGAAGAAGAAAGUGCAAAAAUGUGUCUGACAGAUGUCACAAUCAUGGAGAGGUUCCAGAUGGAGCUUAAAGAUGUUGAGAGAAAAAUUGCACAACAAGCAGCUAAGCUACAAGGAAUAGACUUGGAUCGAACUGUCCAACAAGUUAACCAGGAAAAACAAGAAAAGCAGCACAAACUGGAUACAGUUUCCAGUAAGAUUGAAUUGAAUCGUAAGCUCAUACAGGACCAGCAGGAACAAAUUCAAUACCUAAAAAGUACCACAAAUGAACUGAAGUCAGAGAAACUGCAGAUAUCCACUAAUUUGCAGCGUCGUCAGCAACUGGAGGAGCAGACAGUGGAGUUAUCCACUGACGUUCAGUCUUUAUGCAGAGAGAUAAAGGACGCAAAGGAGCAGAUACACCCCUUGGAAACAACAUUGGAAAAGUUCCAGCAGGAAAAAGAAGAACUAGUCAACAGGAAGCAUGCAAGUGACAGACAAGCCCAGGACAAAAUCAAUGAUAUCAAAGAGAAGAUUAAAAACAUUCAUGGUUACAUGAGAGACAUUGAGAGCUAUAUUCAAGAUGGAAAAGACGACUAUAAGAAGCAAAAGGAAACUGAACUUAAUGGAGUCAUAGCUCAGCUUAAUGAAUGUGACAAGAACAAAGAAAGGAUAAGUAAAGAAAUGGGAGUCAUGAGACAAGACAUUGACACCCAGAAGGUACAGGAGAGAUGGCUGCAGGACAACCUUACUUUAAGAAAAAGAAAAGAGGAACUGAAGGAAGUUGAAGAAGAAAGAAAACAACAUUUGAAGGAAAUGGGACAGAUGCAGGUUUUACAAAUGAAAAAUGAGCGUCAGAAGCUGGAAGAGGACAUAGACAAUAUCAAAAGAAAUCUCAGCGUGGCUCUAGGGCGACAGAAAGGUUAUGAAGAAGAAAUUAUUCAUUUUAAGAAAGAACUUCGAGAACCUCAGUUUCGGGAUGCUGAGGAAAAGCACAGAGAGAUGAUGAUUGUUAUGAGGACAACGGAGCUGGUGAACAAGGACCUGGACAUCUACUACAAGACUCUAGACCAAGCAAUAAUGAAGUUUCACAGUAUGAAAAUGGAAGAAAUCAAUAAGGUUAUUCGUGAUCUGUGGCGAAGUACCUAUCGUGGACAAGAUAUUGAAUACAUCGAAAUUCGGUCAGAUGCUGACGAAAAUGUAUCAGCUUCUGAUAAAAGGCGGAAUUAUAACUACCGAGUGGUGAUGCUGAAGGGAGACACAGCUUUGGACAUGCGAGGACGGUGCAGCGCCGGACAAAAGGUGUUGGCUUCUCUCAUCAUCCGCCUGGCACUGGCUGAAACCUUCUGCCUGAACUGUGGCAUCCUUGCCUUGGAUGAGCCCACAACAAAUCUUGACCGUGAAAACAUUGAAUCUCUCGCACAUGCUCUGGUUGAGAUAAUAAAAAGUCGCUCACAGCAGCGUAACUUCCAGCUUCUGAUAAUCACUCACGAUGAAGAUUUUGUGGAGCUCUUAGGACGGUCUGAGUACGUGGAGAAAUUCUACAGGAUCAAGAAGAACAUUGACCAAUGCUCAGAGAUCGUGAAGUGCAGCAUUAACUCUCUGGGCUCUUACGUUCACUGACCAUUUGUUCAUCCCCAAGGCUUUGCCCGAGGCAGCAGAAACAAGUGGUGCUGUGAGCACCUCAGAUUUGUUUUACUUUGGUUUUGGAAUUUUGGGUUGCUGUGUCAAAAACCUUUACUGUUACCCAGUUUGGGGGUGACCCAUAUUCUGGGGUGGUGGGCCAGUUUAAGAAGCUGAGUUCUAGACUACCUUUCUCAGCCAAGGUCCAGAAGAGUAUUAUGCCUUAAGGUCCCAGGUGUCUGCUCAGCCAACAGUGGCCUGAUACCCAGGUCAUCCUUCCUAGAACUGAGCUGCCUUACAUGGUUUGUAAGGGAUGCCUUCAAAGGGUCUUUGCAGGCAUGAUGAAAGUUAAAAACCCUGACUUGGGUACACUGUCUUGGAGGGUCCCAGGAGUAAUUAUGAGUGUCCUAAUAAAAGUGGCAGGAGGCAGGUAGAUGUGGGAAGGCGGCUGUGGGUGCAGGCUGGGCCAGUGCAUUUGGAAUAGGAAGGGCUCCUAGCCAAGGACUGAGGCAGCCACUAGAAGCCAAAAUGGGCAAAGAAAUAGAUUCUCCCUCAGAGCCUGCAGAACAAGCUAGUCCUGCUGACACUUUGACUUUAGAUCAGUGGGACUGAUUUUGGACUUCUGACCUGGAGAACUGUUGGAAAAUAAAUGUGUUCUUUAAGUAA